CGGUAAAUAAACCACAAGUGUAGCAAAAAAAAUAGGCCUGGAAGGACAUAGUUAAGAGGGAGGCUUUCACACGGCUCAUUCUCCAUCUACUGAUUUUUCAUUCACAUUUCACCGACACAUUCUCCACAAUCAAAUCCACCACUUCAUUAUCCAAUUUUCAUCCUCAUCAUCGACGUGACAUAUCUGUCCAUUUAAUAAUCACGUAUGUGGAUUGAAUAAAAUCCGGUGAUCCUGUACCGAACAAAUAAAUCAAGAUGCCAGCGGUACGUGGGGAUGGCAUGCGUGGGCUCGCUGUAUUUAUUUCAGACAUAAGAAAUUGCAAAAGUAAAGAAGCUGAGAUCAAGAGGAUAAACAAAGAAUUGGCGAAUAUAAGAAGCAAGUUCAAAGGCGACAAAACCCUCGAUGGAUAUCAGAAGAAAAAAUAUGUCUGCAAGCUACUGUUUAUCUUUCUUCUGGGGCAUGACAUUGAUUUUGGACACAUGGAGGCUGUCAACUUACUAUCCUCCAAUAAGUACUCUGAAAAGCAAAUCGGGUAUCUCUUCAUAUCAGUCCUAGUAAAUACAAACAGUGAUCUCAUUAAGCUCAUAAUUCAGAGUAUUAAGAAUGAUCUCGGCUCACGUAAUCCGAUCCACGUGAAUCUGGCACUACAAUGUAUCGCCAAUAUUGGUAGUAAAGAGAUGGCUGAAGCCUUUGGCAAUGAAAUUCCAAAACUUUUGGUUUCGGGAGACACAAUGGACGUGGUGAAGCAGAGUGCAGCCCUCUGUCUUCUACGCCUCCUACGAACAGCUCCGGACGUAGUGCCAGGUGGUGAAUGGACUUCGCGCAUCGUGCAUCUGCUGAAUGAUCAGCACUUGGGUGUAGUAACCGCGGCAGCCUCCCUCAUUGACGCUCUAGUAAAACGAAACCCAGAGGAAUACAAGGGCUGCGUGAGCUUAGCAGUCUCUCGACUGAGUAGAAUUGUCACGUCCAGCUACACAGACCUGCAAGACUACACCUACUACUUCGUACCAGCGCCCUGGCUGUCGGUAAAGCUUCUCCGAUUGCUCCAAAACUACACUCCUCCAGCAGAGGAUCCUGGUGUACGAGGCAGACUAAACGAAUGCCUAGAAACGAUUCUGAACAAGGCACAGGAGCCUCCAAAGUCCAAAAAAGUUCAGCACUCAAAUGCCAAAAACGCAGUUCUCUUCGAAGCCAUCAGCCUGAUUAUUCACAACGACAGUGAGCCAAAUCUCCUAGUGCGAGCUUGCAAUCAACUCGGCCAGUUCCUCUCCAAUCGAGAAACGAAUCUUCGUUACUUGGCUCUAGAAUCCAUGUGCCACUUGGCAACAUCAGAGUUCUCCCACGAGGCUGUGAAGAAGCACCAAGAGGUGGUCAUCCUCUCGAUGAAGAUGGAGAAGGAUGUCUCAGUGCGUCAACAAGCAGUGGAUCUGCUCUACGCUAUGUGCGACAAGAGUAAUGCAGAGGAGAUAGUCCAGGAGAUGCUGAAUUAUCUCGAAACAGCUGAUUACUCCAUCAGAGAAGAGAUGGUACUCAAAGUUGCUAUUUUAGCUGAGAAAUACGCAACGGAUUAUACGUGGUACGUCGACGUUAUUCUGAAUCUCAUUAGGAUAGCUGGCGAUUAUGUUUCUGAGGAAGUCUGGUACAGAGUCAUUCAGAUUGUCAUUAAUCGAGAUGAUGUUCAGGGAUAUGCCGCCAAAACAGUCUUCGAGGCACUCCAAGCACCUGCUUGUCAUGAAAAUAUGGUCAAAGUUGGAGGCUAUAUUCUUGGAGAAUUUGGUAAUCUCAUAGCUGGUGAUCAGAGGUCAUCACCGGGCGUACAAUUCCAACUUUUACAUUCCAAGUAUCAUCUCUGCUCACCCAUGACGCGAGCUUUGUUGCUGUCUACGUAUAUCAAAUUUGUGAAUUUGUUCCCGGAGAUCAGGAGUCCCAUCCAGGAUGUAUUUAGGCAGGAUAGUAAUUUAAAAAGUGCUGAUGCUGAACUGCAGCAGAGGGCAUCUGAGUAUCUCCAGUUGAGUAUUAUUGCCUCGACCGAUGUACUAGCCACUGUUCUAGAGGAAAUGCCUGCAUUCCCUGAGAGGGAAUCAUCGAUCCUGGCGGUGCUCAAGAAAAAGAAACCUGGGAGGGUACCUGAGAAUGAGAUCAGAGAGAGUAAAAGUCCAGCGCCGAAUACCAAUCAUCAUGCUGAUGCACCCUCGGCGGUUUCCGUGUCGAAUGUCACCAAUUCUUCGGCGGAUUUGUUGGGAUUAUCGACGCCACCUGCUUCACAACCUAGUAGUAAUACUGGAGUGCUUCUGGAUGUGCUUGGAGAUAUUUAUAAUAUGCCGAAUAAAGUUGGUGCUACAAAUGGAGCGCAAAAUACGUAUAAUCCAAAAAAAUUCGUCUGUAAAAACAAUGGAGUUCUCUUCGAAAACGAUAUGAUCCAGAUUGGUGUAAAAUCAGAAUUCAGACAAAAUCUCGGGCGCAUUGGUUUGUUCUAUGGGAACAAAACGCAGUAUGCACUUAAUAAUUUUGCUGUGCAGUUGUCUUGGUCAGAGGAGGAUCAGUUGAAGCUCGCUGUCCAGGUUAAACCUGUUGAACCGGUGCUAGAGGCUGGUGCUCAAAUACAGCAGAUGAUCAAUGCUGAGUGCAUCGAUGAUUACAACGAUACACCUGCUAUGAUUAUAUCGUUCUUGUGCAAGAAUGUGGCGCAGAAACUAACGAUGAAAUUGCCACUGACGAUAAAUAAAUUUUUCGAGCCAACAGAAAUGAAUGGAGAGUCCUUCUUCGCUAGGUGGAAAAAUCUUGGAGGGGCAAAUCAGCAGCGUUCUCAGAAAAUAUUCAAAGCGCAAACGCCCAUGGACCUCCAACAGGUGCGUACUAAGCUCCAGGGCUUCGGAAUGCAGUUGCUGGACGGGAUCGAUCCAAAUCCCGAUAAUUUCGUAUGCGCCGGAAUUGUUCAUAUGAGAGCCCAACAGGUUGGCUGUCUUCUACGUCUUGAGCCCAAUAAACAAGCACAGAUGUUCCGGUUAACAGUGCGUUCCAGCAAAGAGUCAAUGUCAAUAGAGGUAUGCGAUCUCCUGGUGGACCAAUUUUAAUGCGCCCCUCCGGUACACAACGAGGACACAGAAACAUUAACUCACCACCAAUGUUCUGUUAAUUUAUGGGCCCGUCCCAACCCCGUGGGGAUCUCACCAUUCGUUCUCAAUGUGCAACGAGGACACUGCUGUUGAUAUUACAUCGGUGAUGUAUCCCCAUCUACCCCAAGAUUAUACUCAUGAUGGCACAUAAUGUGCAUAUCGCAUCCUCAAUAAUCGCGAGCCUGAAUAAUUCAAGAUAAUUCAAGAUGCAAUGAUUGAUCACGACCUUGUUAAUGAAUAACUCGACAAUGAUAAUGUCACACAGAGCUGAAAAGUUGAAUAUUGGCUACCAAGGACAGUAUUAAGUCCAGAAUUUAAUUAUUAGUAGUUUUUCUAUUGAUUCAGUUGAUAGGUGUCGCUCAUUCUGUUUUUGUUUUUUAUUCUUUAAUUCCCUCACCGUGCAGCACCGAGAACGGACUAGAGUAGGUUCAUCCAAUUAUAAAAUUAUUCUUAUUGAUGGAAACCAGGAGAUUGACUCGUGAGUCUUCCCAGCUGUGCUCUGCUGUGUACCUUCUCGCUGCACGUCUCGUGUUCUCCCCUUAUUUUGUUACAUUGGCUGGUGUCUGAAUGCGUUGGGCUGUAUAAUAUCAAUAUUCAUUUAUCCUUAAGUCCAGUGUUAUUUAAUGAAGCUCAAAAAUCAAGAACAUUUUUCUCUUCUAAUCAGAAUAUUGACGCCCUUGAUUUAUCUUGUGUCAUUGUCACUAAAAUUUUUUUUACUAAUUCAUCAGCUAAUUAAGCGUGCAGAUUUAUUUUAGGACUUGCAGAAAAUUGUGAAAGGUUUUUUUCAACUCUAUUUUUAAUUUCAAUGAUUUUUUCUCUCUUUUUUCCCUUGAAGGAAUAUUAUUAAAAUGUCUUGUUGGAGUGAAAAUGAAUGAUAAUCCAACUGUAAAGGUAGUAUCAUAAUUGUACAUAAAUGUCACGCUGAUUGUUGGAGGCAGUUGAUGUAAGAGAUUAUUAAUGAAAAUAUACAAGUAAGAAAUUAUCCCCGCUGAA
Molecule: messenger RNA, 4109 nt
Organism: Diachasmimorpha longicaudata
Lineage: Eukaryota; Metazoa; Arthropoda; Insecta; Hymenoptera; Braconidae
Gene: AP-2alpha
Product: Adaptor Protein complex 2, alpha subunit
Exons: 9
Coding region: 255-3074 (939 amino acids)
Biological process (GO): clathrin-dependent endocytosis; intracellular protein transport
Cellular component (GO): membrane coat; AP-2 adaptor complex
Molecular function (GO): clathrin-cargo adaptor activity
Source: RefSeq, a predicted model, not a curated record